Messenger RNA from Raphanus sativus (radish), 3005 nucleotides. RefSeq names its product cadmium/zinc-transporting ATPase HMA2. The record is from RefSeq and is a predicted model, not a curated record. Gene Ontology annotation, molecular function: ATPase-coupled monoatomic cation transmembrane transporter activity; zinc ion transmembrane transporter activity; metal ion binding. Lineage: Eukaryota; Viridiplantae; Streptophyta; Magnoliopsida; Brassicales; Brassicaceae. Gene Ontology annotation, biological process: monoatomic cation transport. Gene Ontology annotation, cellular component: membrane.
CUUCUUUCACCCUCUAAAUCAUCAUCAUGUCAACAUAAAAAAAAAAUCUUCUCUCUCUGACUACAAACCGAAUCGAACCAAACGUAACGUAACGGCCCGGUCAUUGUUUUCUGUCCCUCGGCUACCUAAGUCUCUAUCUCCUCCGAUUCGUAAGCAAAAAUGACGUCCAAGAACCAUAAGAAGAUGACGAAGAGUUACUUCGACGUUCUUGGGAUCUGUUGUACCUCAGAGGUUCCUCUGAUUGAGAGUAUCCUCAAGUCUCUCGACGGAAUCAAGGAAUAUUCCGUCAUAGUGCCGUCAAGAACCGUCAUCGUCGUCCAUGACAGCCUCAUCAUCUCCCAGCUCCACAUUGUUAAGGCCCUUAACCAAGCAAGGCUAGAAGCAAAUGUGAGGGUGACCGGAGAAACCAACUUUAAAAAUAAAUGGCCAAGUCCCUUCGCGGUUGUUUCCGGCGUUCUCCUCCUCCUUUCACUCUUCAAGUAUCUUUACUCUCCCUUCCGUUGGUUCGCCGUCGCAGCCGUUGCCGCCGGAAUAUAUCCAAUACUAGCCAAAUCUUUAGCAUCCAUUGCAAGGUCUAGAAUCGAUAUCAACGUUCUUGUUAUAUUGUCACAAACAGUGGGAGCAACACUUGGUAUGCAAGACUACACAGAAGCUGCAGCAGUUGUAUUCUUGUUCACAAUCGCUGAAUGGCUCCAAUCUAGGGCUAGCUAUAAGGCAAGCGCGGUUAUGCAGUCGCUGAUGAGUUUAGCUCCGCAGAAGGCAGUGAUUGCAGAGACCGGAGAAGAAGUUGAGGUGGAUGAGCUCAGGAUCAACACUGUUAUAGCAGUCAAAGCUGGUGAAACCAUACCUAUUGAUGGAGCUGUUGUGGAUGGUAACUGUGAGGUCGAUGAGAAAACGUUGACCGGUGAAGCAUUCCCUGUGCCUAAACUGAGAGAUUCAACGGUUUGGGCUGGAACCAUCAAUCUUAAUGGUUAUAUAACCGUGAAGACAACUUCUCUAGCUGAGGAUUGUGUGGUUGCAAAGAUGGCAAAGCUAGUGGAGGAAGCUCAGAACAGCAAAACCGAAACUCAGAGGUUUAUAGACCAAUGUUCUAAGUACUAUACUCCAGGGAUCAUCAUAGUGUCACUCUGUUUUGUGGUUAUCCCAUUCGCAUUGAAGGUUCACAACAUGAAACAUUGGCUUCACUUAGCACUAGUUGUGCUAGUAAGCGCUUGUCCUUGUGGGCUUAUUCUCUCAACACCUGUAGCCACUUUCUGUGCGCUCACUAAAGCAGCCACAUUAGGACUUCUUAUUAAAGGAGCUGAUUAUCUUGAGACCUUAGCCAAGAUUAAGACCGUUGCUUUUGACAAAACCGGGACCAUCACUAGAGGAGAGUUCAUCGUCACCGAUUUCAAGUCACUUUCCAGAGAUAUAAGCCUGCACAGCUUGCUUUACUGGGUAUCAAGCGUGGAGUGCAAGUCAAGCCACCCAAUGGCUGCUACACUUGUGGACUAUGCAAAAUCUGUUUCUGUUGAACCUAAGCCUGAAGCGGUUGAGGAGUAUCAGAACUUUCCAGGAGAAGGUAUCUAUGAGAUUGAUGGCAAAGAAAUCUAUAGGAACAAAAGAAUCGCCUCCAGAGCUGGAUGUUCAUCAGUUCCAGAUACUGAUGUUGAUACUAAAGGAGGAAAGACUGUUGGAUAUGUCUACGUUGGAGAAACACUUGCUGGUAGCUUCAAUCUCUCAGAUGCUUGCAGAUCUGGUGUAGCUCAAGCUAUGAAAGAACUGAAAUCUUUGCGGAUUAAGACUGCAAUGCUUACUGGAGAUAAUCAAGCCGCAGCUAUGCAUGCUCAAGAACAGCUAGGGAAUGCUAUAGAUAUCAUUCAUGCAGAGCUUCUUCCAGAAGGAAAAUCUGAAAUCAUCAAAGAGUUUAAGAGAGAAGGUCCAACGGCUAUGGUGGGAGACGGUUUGAACGAUGCCCCAGCUUUGGCCACAGCAGAUAUUGGUAUCUCGAUGGGUGUUUCAGGGUCAGCACUUGCAACAGAGACUGGUAAUAUAGUCUUGAUGUCUAAUGACAUCAGGAGGAUACCACAAGUGAUAAGGCUUGCACGCAGAGCUAAAAGGAAAGUGGUGGAGAACGUGGUCUUGUCCAUCACUAUGAAAGGAGCGAUUCUUGGUUUGGCUUUUGCUGGUUACCCGUUGAUUUGGGCGGCUGUGCUUGCAGAUGUGGGGACUUGUCUUCUCGUGAUUCUUAAUAGCACGAUGUUGCUUAGGGAUAAACAAAAGGGUGGAAACAAAUGUUAUAGGUCUUCUUUCUCUUCUUCUUCUCCUUGCGUCUUAAACGCGGAGAAACAUGAAGGUGAUGAUGCUAGUGCUGGGAACAUGGAAGCAGGGUUAUUACCACCAAAGAAGAGUGAUAAGCAUUGCAAGUCGAGCUGUUGUGGAAAUAAGAAUCAAGAGAAAGUGGUGAAGCCGCACCAUGGUCACCCUGGUUGUUGCGACAAGAAACAGAAAGACGAUGUAAAGAUUGUGAGGAAGAGCUGUGAGUCAGGGUGUUGUGGUAGUGGUAACAAGACUCAGAAACCAGACCAAGACGAGGUGAAACAUAGCUGUCAUAACAUGCCUGGUGUCUCAUCGGAGGAGAUAAGACUUGACGUUGGCGAUGGUGAUGGUGAUUGCAAGUCCGUUUGUUUUGGAACUGGCACAAUACAACAAGAAGGUUGUUCAAACUUGGUCAAUCUAGAUGGAGAAGUAAGAGUCUCGGUCAAAGGUUGUUGCUCAAGCCCUGCUGAUCAUGUGGUAGCUAGCUUGAAAGUGAAGAGCAAUGGGCACUGUGAAAGUUCCAAGGAAGAUAAAGAAGAGACCUGUUCUGAGGUGAAAAUAAACUGUGGCAGCAGAGAGAAGAGCCACAGUCACCAUCACCACCACCAUGCUUGAAAGAGAUUGUGAUUGAGUUAGCUUUUAGCUUCUUGCUCAAAUUUGUAACCUUUUCAUCUUGGAAUCAUAUCAGCAAGGAAUCCUUUUUACUU